UUUUAUUUUUUUAUUUAUGUUUGAUUCAAUUCAUGUAAAGAGUUUUCAAAUCUUAGCUUAUUAUUAAGUGUAUACUUAAGUUAACAAAACUGUUUCUGAAAGUACGUUUUUUUUUAGUUUUUUUAAUUUAUUUUUCUAUAUUUAGAAUGUUUAUGUUAAGUUUCUCUUUCUAUCUAUUUUGUGGGGUGUGAGAUCGAAUUGAAACAAACACAUGUGAUGUUUCAAUUUCAAUUCAAUGUUUCUAUAGCUAACUUACCUGAGAGCAUUUCAUUGUCGUCAUCAUCAUGCAUGUCCUGCAAAUUAUUACAACAUGGUUUUGUAGAUCUGUUUGCAGUGUCAAUUAGAAAGAAGAAAAAAAAGGGUAAAAGCCAUGCAUGCGGUUGUUUUAUUAUUCAGGGAGACCGACACGGGGCUAGACAAAGAAAUUUCGGAUAGUGGAACCAGUGGGAGGCGUCCAGAUAUUUCACUUCAAGUUCCACCUAGACCUUUAGGGUUUGGCAGCACCUUGCGGGCUUUGAGCUUCAAAAGAAAAGCAAAUGUAGUAAUAGCAGAUGGUGAAAGAAGCAGCCUCCUUAAUUCAGACCCUAAGACAGCUGCAGAGAGUACUAAUAUGGCCUCCAUAUCUGAAAUUGUAUGGUCAAGAUGUACCUCUCUUCCUGUUAGACAUGGACAAAAUGUGUUGGUGUCGCCUACAGUUUCUACGCCCGUGUCUGCAAGGACAUAUACUGAACAACAGCAGAUUAAGCCACCUAAAGAUGUUAAAUCUAAGGUUUCAAGGUCCCUUUCUGUACCUGGACGAAAUCUUGUUAUUGUAAGAUCUGUCUCUUUUAAUAUCCGCAGUGAACAGGAACAAGAAGAUACAAAUGAUGAUCAAAUAACUCCCGUGCCAGUAGAAGUUGUUGACGAUGAAGAAAUUCCAGAAGAGGAAGCAGUGUGUAGGAUAUGUCUUGAUGUGUGCGACGAAAGAAAUACAUUUAAAAUGGAAUGCAGUUGCAAAGGUGACCUGACAUUGGUACAUGAAGAAUGUUUAAUCAAAUGGUUCAGCACAAAAGGAAACAAGAAAUGUGAGGUAUGCGGACAAGAGGUUCAGAAUUUACCUGUUACCUUGCUCCGUGUGUCCAGCUCUGUUCAACAAAGAAACAGACAGUUGCAGGAUCAUCGGAGCUUAAGUUCAGAAACAUUAAGUGCUUGGCAAGACUUUGUGGUGCUUGUCCUAAUAAGCACAAUAUGCUACUUUUUCUUUCUUGAACAGCUACUGCUUCAUGAUUUGAAGACUCAAGCUAUCAUUAUUUCAGCACCUUUUGCCUUUACCUUGGGCCUCCUGGCAUCUGUUUUAGCAAUCGUUCUCGCAAUAAAAGAGUAUAUAUGGACAUACGCUGCUCUUGAGUUUGCACUUAUGGCUGUAUUUGUGCAUCUGUUUUAUACUUGGUUGCAUUUGGCGCCCAUUUAUUCGAUACUUCUUUCAUCAGUUUUGGGUUUUGGAGUUGCUAUGGGAAUCAACUAUAUGUAUAUCAAGUAUGUGACAUGGAGACUUCAGGUCACCCCUGAUAUCCCAUGAAUCUCCUCUGAAAGAAAACAUGAUCUUCAUGGAUUUUCUUUGUUAUAUGUUGGCCUUCUGGCAGUGUCUAAUAAGAAUCUCGAGUUCGGUAAUGAAUAUCUACAUUGAAUGUAAUAUACAACAACAACAAAGUUUUGUCCCACUAGGUGCGGUCGGCUAAUAUCUAUCAUUAAGUGUAUAUGUAGCAAAGCAAGAGAAAUAGAAUCUUUAAGACAUUUUUCUUAGUAUAAAAUUUAGUUCAAUGAAAACAAAUCUAUAUUAAAAACCUAAGAAGGGACAAAAAUCCCACCUUGCUUGCUGUUGUAGACAAUGCUUAUGGUUUUGGCAAGUCAUUGUAACUUUAAUAACAAGCAUUUGCAUGUGGUACCAUUUUUCAUCCAGAGUUUACAAAUAGUACAUGAGAACAAGGAAAAGUUAAUUUUAUAUCCAAAUGUAAUGGAUGGAGUUUAUAUUUGUUUA
Cicer arietinum (chickpea) is the source of this 2017-nucleotide messenger RNA. RefSeq lists its product as uncharacterized. The record is from RefSeq and is a predicted model, not a curated record. Gene Ontology annotation, molecular function: zinc ion binding. NCBI's taxonomy places the organism in Eukaryota, Viridiplantae, Streptophyta, Magnoliopsida, Fabales, Fabaceae.